CUUUCACUAGCAAGAAAUCCUUUAAUACAGAGUGAUGAUAUUGCAUAUUGAAGACACAUGAUUUAUUCUACCAUAUUUUGCACAAGUCUGCCCCCCUGUGUUUUUCUUUUCCAUUACCGGACUAAAUAUCUUUAUGUCGUUAAAGUUUGCUAAAGUUUGGGGUAAAGUUAAAUCUUCUUUAAAAUAUAUCUUUCAGUCUUUCUGAUUUCUUAACUUUUAGGUAUGGGCUGCAAUGACUAAUUGUUUAUAUUGUUCCUCUGGUGUUACCAUAUCUACCAUUAUCUGUGUAAACACAAAAAUAGUUUCUCUCUUUCUCUCUCUCUCUCUCUCUCUCUCUCUCGCUCUCUCUCUCUCUCAAGUCAUACUUCCAAGAAGUGUGUUUAUGGAGUGCAUCGCUACAAGAAAGCUGGUCUGAUUCCCGGCUCUCUCGCAGGAGAAACAAAGCACUGACUGCUUCGUCUGAUCGGCAUGGAUGUCUCAGAGGAGGACGACUACUUCUACCCUGAAAACAUCAGCUUCAACUUCAGCUACGAUGAAUACCCAUUCCUCUGCGAGAAGGGCGACGUGCGCUCCUUCGCGGCCGUCUUCCUGCCCAUCAUGUAUACUGUGUGUCUGGUGGUGGGACUGGCAGGAAACAGCUUAGUCGUGGCGAUCUACGCAUACCACAAACGCCUCAAAACCAUGACGGACACCUUCCUGACCAACCUGGCCGUGGCUGACCUGCUCCUGCUCUCCACGCUGCCUUUCUGGGCUGCUGAUGCGGCGAGGGGCUGGGAGUUGGGCGCGGUCGUCUGUAAGAUGGUGUCUGCCUGCUACUCGGUCAACUUCACCUGCUGCAUGCUGCUGCUGGCCUGCAUCAGCCUGGAUCGUUACCUGGCGUUGGCCAGGGCGCAAGGUGAAGACCAAAGUCGGUGGCUGCAGAGGAUAAUCACCAGGAGACACUGCUGGAAGAUAUGUUCAGCUGUCUGGGCGGCAGCUUUCGUCCUUGGUGUACCCAAUUUAUUUAUCUCGGAAGUGAGAUGGUUAUCUAAUAGGAGUGUAUGUCUGGCUAUCUACCCUCCAUCAAUGGCUCGUGGGGGGAAAGCUGCUCUGGAGAUAGCAGAGGUGCUGCUGGGAUUCCUCCUCCCGCUCCUGGUCAUGGUGAUCUGUUACUGGAGUGUGGGCCGGGCCCUGAAGGGCCUCCCUGUGGAGAGCAGAGGCAAGAGGUGGAGAGCUCUUAGUGUCCUCCUGACCGUCGUGGGGGUGUUCGUGGUCACUCAGCUGCCCUAUAACGUGUUGAAGGUCUACAGAGCGAUGGACUCCGUCUAUGCCUUAGUGACCCACUGUGGGACGAGCAAAGUGUUGGAUCAGGCGACUCAGGUGACGGAGAGCUUGGCCCUCACUCACUGCUGCCUCAAUCCGAUCCUCUACGCCUUCGUGGGGUCGUCCUUCAGGCAGCACAUGAUGAAAGUGGCCAAACGUUUUGGCGAGAAGAGAAGAAAGAGGAGGGAAAAUCCAGCAGAGGACGAAGAGAUGGAGAUGUCAUUUAACUCCCACAAUGCAUCCAAGAGACAAACACUUUUUUCAAUAUGAGCCAAUACCAGUAAAAAUCCCAUAUUUAGUAAAGCACUGAGAGCAGUAAAAGCAUGGGAGGAAAUCAUUAAGAUGUACAAAAAUCCACCAGACGAUACUUUAACACUUCAAUUCCUUGAAAACAGGAGUGUUGUUGUAUUUUGGUACAGAAAUGCAUGUUUCUAUUGUAUGAAUUCAAAAGGAUUUAGAUUUAUGUUUUGAGUGAUGUUUUGUCCCUGUCCAGAGAAAACAAUGUUUCAUUUCAAGUGUAUUUUCAUAGUUGGCAUUACAAGGACCUCCUACUAUUUUGACUAAAACUGGUUCUACAGAAUCAAAUACGCACUUGCACUGGUGGUGUUGCUUUGUACCUAAUCCAUUGGGAUUAAACAUCCCAUCAUGUGGGAGUAAGCCAAGAUCAGUUUUCCUGACACUAUGCUUCACAAGUUUAUCUCUGCAGCCAAGUAUACGAAACAUACUGAAAAACAACUUUGAGUAACCUUUCUGUGAUUUUCUUCAAAGUCGCUGAUAAGAUGAUUCAACCCCUUAAGAUCACUUUAAGAGGAUAGAGAGGAAUAACUUGUACACAACCAAACAUUUAGUCACAUGCUUGUGAAAAGUACAAUAUUAACUCCACACCACAAGUCCAUGUUAUUUUGCCUUCCCUUUCAAAAUGUGUACAACAUCCCUCUGUUCUGUUUCAUCUCAAAUUCUGGCACAUCCACUACUCGGUGCUUGGAUGUGACCCAAGUCACCUGGUGAUAUAACAAUCUGUCUGUGGUCUGCAUGAGAGCAUGUAGAUGCUGAACAGAAGAGACCCGAGAAUGGAGUCUUAGGGAACUCUGUCAUUUAUAUAUGUCUAAUGUGUAAUUGUAGUUUGUCGUCUAAUAGCUGAAGAUAAUUCUUCAUUUGUUUGAGUUUCGUCUAUUUGGGCGAAUUAUCUUAAUUUACAGUGCAUUGAGCUCUCAGGGACACCGUACUCUGUACGUUAAAUAGAAUUCAAACCAGUACAGCACAGUUCCAGAAAGUUCAUCCCAGUUGAUAAUAAUAGAGACUGAAACUUUUCUACUGUGUUUAGGUGGAUGCCAUUCAAGUUAUUAAGAGCAGUCUCUGUGCUGUGGUCUUGACUGGAAAAUAUCGAAACAAUUGUUAAUGACCAAGACUGUGAUUAACUGUUGAAAACCAGCCUUUUCAAUGAUUUCCCUCUGGGAGGUUUGAUAUCCGCCUGUAUUGUUAAUGAGUGAAUUGUUUAGAUCAUUUUGAGUGUGGCUUAAUAACAGUCUGUGGGAAAUAGCCUCAUGUGUUUACUAUUGGCAGAGGAUCUGAUGACCCAUUUCUAAAAAGCAUGUAGGUAAGAUUGUUAAUGCAAGCAGCAGCAUGAGGAUUUCAGUUAUUGCACAAUUUCCCAAAAGUUGUUGUAACUGAUGCAAUUUUGCCAAUAAACAAGGAGGGAAAUGACAGUUGA
This is a messenger RNA of Cyclopterus lumpus (lumpfish), 3013 nucleotides long. It is a transcript of the gene ackr4a, whose product is annotated as atypical chemokine receptor 4a. Gene Ontology annotation, molecular function: scavenger receptor activity; chemokine binding; chemokine receptor activity. Gene Ontology annotation, biological process: G protein-coupled receptor signaling pathway; chemotaxis; immune response. The record is from RefSeq and is a predicted model, not a curated record. Gene Ontology annotation, cellular component: membrane. NCBI's taxonomy places the organism in Eukaryota, Metazoa, Chordata, Actinopteri, Perciformes, Cyclopteridae.